UAGCAUAGUAGAAUGACCCACAAUGAUUAGAUUAGAGAAUAAGGCACAUUACGCACCCAGGCGCUUGCAUUUAUCCAUAAGUCCAAAGAGAGACAUUGAUCCAUGACGAGAGUGUUUUCCAACACUGCAACAACUUCAGUUUGGCUCUCCUAUUUUCUUCGCCCUCCUUCUCCUUCAGUAGUUACCCCUAAUCGUCUUCCUUUCUCACCAUUUUCUACUGCCCACCAUAAACAGAAGUUUUCGACAUUGAUUGCUAUGGAUGCACGUAUUUCUGUAUCUACCAAAGAAGUCUCACAGGGUUUAGAUGUGGCAAAUGAGGAAGAACUUGCUUCCCAAUCUAAAUUACUUAAAGAAUUUGCCUCAUUAUCUACCAUCGACAGGGCAUGGGUCUUUGAAUCGGAUAAUGGAGGUAGUUCUCGGGCAAUGUUUUCAAUAGGCCGACCAAAUCUCUUAGGAAAUAAAAAACGCACUCAUGUUCUAUCUUCUCAUAUUGCAAAAGAAAGUAAUGGCUCUGUAAGCUUUCAAUGGGCUCCAUUCCCUGUUGAAAUGUCAGGCGUAUCAACAAUUGUUCCAUCACCGUCAGGACAGAAAAUGCUUGUCAUACGGAAUCAGGAAAAUGAUAGUCCAACACAAUUUGAAAUCUGGGGACCAUCUCAGGUGGAGAAGGAAAUACAUAUCCCAAAAUCUGUUCAUGGUUCAGUAUAUACCGAUGGAUGGUUUGAGGGAAUUUCCUGGAGCUCGGAUGAAACUCUCAUUGCUUAUGUUGCUGAGGAUCCAUUUCCAUCCAAGCCAGUGUUUUAUGGUCUCGGCUACAAGAAAACAGGUUCUACAGAGAAGGGCUGUAAUAGCUGGAAAGGGCAAGGAGAUUUCGAAGAGGACUGGGGUGAAACCUAUUCGGGGAAAAGGCGUCCUGGACUAUUUGUUGUCAAUAUUAUUAGUGGAGAUGUACACAUUGUUGAUGGAAUUUCCAAGUCCUUAAGUGUAGGACAGGUUGUAUGGGCGCCGAAGAAUGAUGAUUUGGACCAGUACUUGGUUUUUGUCGGGUGGCCAUCAGACUGUGGAUCUGAAAAGAUUGUGAGAAAGCUUGGUAUAAAAUACUGUUAUAAUAGACCAUGCGCUCUGUAUGCAGUCAAAGCAUCAGUUCACAAACCAGAAACUGAUAAACUUGAAACCAAAGGUGACAGAACUGAAGAUAUGACUGCGGCCAUCAAUCUUACUCAAGACAUAAGUAGUGCAUUCUUUCCCCGAUUCAGCCCAGAUGGGAAGUUCCUUGUUUUCUUGUCUGCAAAGAGUGCUGUGGAUACUGGAGCACAUUCUGCCACUGACUCUCUCCACAGGAUUGAUUGGCCUAGUGAUGGGAAGCCUCGUAUAUCUCUUAAAUUGGUUGGCGCGGUCCCCGUUGUAAAGUGUGCCGAAGAGAAUUGCUUUCCAGGACUUUACUGUUCAAGUUUCCUCCGUAACCCGUGGCUUUCCGAUGGACAGACAAUGAUCAUGUCUUCCUACUGGCGCAGCAGUCAAGUAAUAAUUUCUGUUAAUGUGUUGAGUGGGAGAAUAUCUCGAGUUACUCCUAAUUCAAGUGCUUCGUGGAAUAUUCUUGCCUUAGAUGGGGACAAUAUUCUCUCUGUGUCUAGUAGUCCAGUAGAGCUUCCUGAAAUCAAGUAUGGGUACUCUAUUGAGAGGAAGGAAUGGAAUUGGCUAGAUAUUUCAAGUCCUGUUUCUAAAUGCUCUAUGAAGGUUAGAUCUAUGCUAUCAUCCCUCCAGUUUAGUAUAAUGAAGAUUCCAGUUCGCGAUGCUUCUGUAGACCUUACAGACGGUGCCAAGACACCCUAUGAAGCCAUAUUUGUUUCUUCUAAAACCAGGAAAAGUGGUGCAUGUGAUCCAUUGAUUGUAAUCCUUCACGGUGGACCACAUUCUCUCUUGUUGACUAACUUUAGUAAAAAUCAUGCGUUCCUAUCUACAUUAGGUUACAGCUUGCUCAUAGUUAAUUAUAGAGGUUCAUUGGGAUUUGGAGAGGAGGCAUUACAAUCACUCCCAGGGAAAGUUGGAUCACAGGAUGUCAAUGAUGUACUUGCAGCUCUAGACCAUGUCAUUGAAAUGGGUCUUGCUGACCCAUCUAAAGUUGCUGUUGUUGGAGGCUCACAUGGGGGCUUUUUAACGACCCACUUGAUCGGCCAGGCACCAGAUAGGUUUGUCGUAGCAGCUGCGAGAAAUCCUGUUUGUAAUCUUGCAUUGAUGGUUGGUACGUCUGAUAUCCCCGAUUGGUGUUAUGUGGAAACAUAUGGUGGUAGCGAGGGAAAAAAUUACUUCACAGAGGCACCUUCACUUGAUCAUCUACAUGUGCUGUACAACAAGUCUCCUAUUUCACACCUCUCAAAGGUCAAAACACCAACACUCUUCCUUCUAGGCGCACAGGAUCUGCGUGUUCCAGUUUCAAAUGGAUUGCAAUAUGCACGAGCAUUGAAGGAGAACGGAGUUGAGGUUAAGGUGAUCGUGUUUCCGAACGACAUCCAUGGAAUUGACAGGCCGCAAUCUGACUUUGAAAGCUUUCUAAACAUUGGUGUCUGGUUCAAUAAGCAUUUUCAAUAAGCGGGAGUUGUGAUCCAUGUGAUCUUUGAAAUACAUGUUAUCUUUAAAAUUUAAUGUCAGAUCCGUCAAAUACUUGUACACAAUGUGAAAUUGUGAAUAUGAAGUUAUUGGGUUCUGUUUUGCCGAUUCUCAUAGGCAUACAUAUGACUAGAACACCGCUGCCACGGUGGGGAGGGCCGACCGAAGAAAAACGAAACGUCGCUAUUUUUGAGGCAUAUACAUCAUUUUAGUGGUUGCAUAACCAAAUUAGUGGAUGCAUUUACCAAAAUUCGACUGCAUAAUGUGUUAUGUAUUCUUUGUGGUGGUUUGUAUAAUGGUCAUGUAUUCAAUUUUCGAGAAUUGUGCCUAAAAUGAAAGUAUCACUUUUCUUGAGA
Molecule: messenger RNA, 2960 nt
Organism: Papaver somniferum (opium poppy)
Lineage: Eukaryota; Viridiplantae; Streptophyta; Magnoliopsida; Ranunculales; Papaveraceae
Product: acylamino-acid-releasing enzyme-like
Exons: 18
Coding region: 103-2586 (827 amino acids)
Biological process (GO): proteolysis
Molecular function (GO): serine-type endopeptidase activity
Source: RefSeq, a predicted model, not a curated record